ACAACAACAUCAACAACACGAGAUCGACAUUGGAUCACUGAGAGAGAGUUUGUAGGAGAUGGCUUUAGGAAGAGGAGGCUCAAUGUGGCUUUCUUUGGCUGUUGUCUUGUGCAUGAGCUUAGCAGGCUCGGCUUCUGAGAUCAAAGUAGGGUUCUACUCGGAUAGUUGCCCUAAAGCUGAGGAUAUUGUGAAGGAGGAGCUCGACAAGGCUUUUAAGGCCAAUGCUGGCAUUGGUGCUGACUUCCUUCGGUUGCACUUUCAUGACUGCUUCGUCCGAGGUUGCGAAGCUUCGAUUCUAGUUGACUCAACAAAGGGCAACAUUGCAGAGAAAGAUGCACCACCAAACGAAACCUUUGAGGAUGAAGUAUUUGAUGGGAUCGAUUCUAUCAAAAAACGUUUGGAAGCUGCCUGCAAAAGAACAGUCUCUUGCGCUGACAUCAUUGCCUUCGCGGCUAGAGACAGUAUUGUGCAUUAUGGAGGAAAGUACUACAGUGUGCCAUCAGGUAGAAAAGAUGGAAGAAAGUCGAUAGCAAAAGAAACAGUGGAUCUCCCUCCUCCAACAUUCAACCUCACUCAACUCACUACCUUGUUUUAUAGCAAAGGUCUAAACAGAGAUGACCUAGUAACUCUCUCAGGAGCGCACACCAUUGGCGUCGCACAUUGUCCUGCUUUUGCAGAUAGGCUUUACAACUACAGUGGAACUUUAAAAGGUGAUCCAAGUUUGGACUCCGGAUAUGCUAAAAAGUUGAAGCGGGAAUGCCCUCCAGGGAACACGGUCACUGAAGUGGAUAUGGACCCACAAAGUCCCCUCACCUUUGACUCUAGCUUCUAUAAGGCUGUCACAACGCACCGCGGUCUCUUCACCUCAGACCAGAGUUUGAUGUCAACAGAUGAAACUUCUAACAAGGUGUCUCAAUAUGCAAAAAACCCCAACUUGUUUAAGAAGAAGUUUGCCGCAUCCAUGGUGAAGAUGGGUAAGAUUGGUGUGCUCACAGGGAAACAAGGAACUGUACGAGCCAAUUGCAGAGUUAUCAAUUACUCUUGAUGAAUUUUUGAUAUUCCUUCUUAUAAUUCCUUAGUUACAAGCAUACCUUCUAAGGUAUGGCCAUGGAGAAUAAUGAGUGUUAUGCAUGUGAGAAUUAAUGUGCUUUCAUUUGUUUGAUUGUAACCAUAUGUUUUAUUUUAAUUUAAUGAUGAAUAAGAUUGCUAUUGUUAACA
This is a messenger RNA of Zingiber officinale, 1218 nucleotides long. RefSeq names its product peroxidase 5-like. The transcript has 4 exons. The coding region runs from base 59 to 1045 and encodes 328 amino acids. Gene Ontology annotation, biological process: hydrogen peroxide catabolic process; response to oxidative stress. Gene Ontology annotation, molecular function: peroxidase activity; heme binding. The record is from RefSeq and is a predicted model, not a curated record. NCBI's taxonomy places the organism in Eukaryota, Viridiplantae, Streptophyta, Magnoliopsida, Zingiberales, Zingiberaceae. Gene Ontology annotation, cellular component: plant-type cell wall; plasmodesma.